AUGUUUCGGUUUUUUAAUGAUGCAUUUACCUUAUUCAUCAUUUUUCUUUCUUUUUCCUCUAUCUUUCCCGCCAUAGCAACCCGGUCGCCACCAGAUUCUUUAACUAAAUUAACUGUCGAUAUUCAAAACGACACGUGGUACAGUUUUAAUCGUUUUCUUGAUACCGGAAAAGGCAGCCGCGUCACCGGCAUGACCGAGCUUAAGAAAUAUUUUCAACGCUUUGGGUACCUCUCCAUCCCGGAAAAUAAUUUCACCAAUUUAUUCGAUCAAGAGUUUGAGUCCGCUCUGUUCGUGUUCCAGAAAAAGCUCGGGUUAUCCACCACCGGAAAACUGGACCACGAUACUAUGAAAGUGAUCAUGUCCCCAAGGUGUGGAGUUUCCGACACAACAACAGCCCACAGUUUACAUGUAACAAAGCACUACGCCUAUUUCUACGGAGAGCCGAGGUGGAACAAAUCAUCGCCGAUGAUAUUAUCCUACGCCUUCUCUCCGUCUAACAUCAUCGACUAUAUAAGCUUAUCCGAUAUCAAAACAGUUUUUCAACGCGCCUUUUCAAGGUGGUCGUCAGUGAUUCCGGUCAACUUCACCGAGGUCGAGGAUUACUCCUGGGCCGAUAUCAAAAUAGGGUUUUACAAAGGCGAUCAUGGGGAUGGGGAGUCGUUUGACGGGGUGUUGGGGAUUCUUGCACACGCGUUUUCGCCGGAAAAUGGGAGGUUCCACCUCGACGCCGCCGAGACAUGGGCAGUGGACUUCACGGCGGAGAAGUCAAAAGUGGCGGUGGAUUUAGAAUCAGUGGCGACCCAUGAGAUUGGGCAUGUACUUGGGUUGGCUCACUCUUCGGACAAAAAUGCGAUUAUGUACCCGAGUUUGAGUCCAAGGACCAAAAAAGUGGACCUCAAAGUUGAUGACGUGGAAGACGGAGAAAAUGAAAUUACUGAACUUAUAAAUCUACUUAAAUCACCAAUUGCGACUCUUUUCAGCUUUAGGAACAAAAGCAGUUCACUAAAGAACCCACCAAGGAAAAUAUCAAGGCUAUAUUCCCCUCGCCACCUCUUUCUCCUCGUCCACCGACCCUUCCUACCACCCCCUCUGACGAAGGUGGUUCUUCAAGUGGGUUUUCCUGGGAGCCAGAAUUGGUGCUUCUGUUUUCUUCCUAGUCUUAAUCUCCGUGGCUUGGUUCUUCGUCCACCGCCGAGCCAGCCGCCACCAAUCUUCACCAAUGCCAUCGUCCCUGAUUAA
Messenger RNA from Fraxinus pennsylvanica, 1239 nucleotides. Lineage: Eukaryota; Viridiplantae; Streptophyta; Magnoliopsida; Lamiales; Oleaceae. The record is from the annotation of a GenBank genome assembly.